Equus quagga is the source of this 4682-nucleotide messenger RNA. RefSeq names its product kinesin family member 11 (gene KIF11). NCBI's taxonomy places the organism in Eukaryota, Metazoa, Chordata, Mammalia, Perissodactyla, Equidae. The record is from RefSeq and is a predicted model, not a curated record. Gene Ontology annotation, cellular component: spindle microtubule; nucleus. The coding region runs from base 217 to 3387 and encodes 1056 amino acids. Gene Ontology annotation, molecular function: microtubule binding; plus-end-directed microtubule motor activity; ATP binding. Gene Ontology annotation, biological process: microtubule-based movement; mitotic spindle assembly. The transcript is spliced from 22 exons.
GAUUCGACGGCUCCAGCUGGUGCGGGACAGACGCCGCGGCCAGUCAGAGCCCCCGGUGGAGAGAGGGGACAGCGAGCUGCUUGCGGCGGCUCCCGCGGCCAGACCAGCACUCGGCGGGGCAGGUGGGCGUCCCGGCCGGCGCCGGCUGCCGCGCCCCUCCUCGCCACUCGGCACUCGAGUCCGCGGCCAGGCCUUGAUUUUUUGGCGGGGCCCGUCAUGGCGUCCCAGCCCAAUUCGUCCGCGAAGAAGAAAGAGGAGAAGGGGAAGAACAUCCAGGUGGUGGUGAGAUGCAGACCAUUUAAUUUGGCAGAGCGGAAAGCUAGCGCCCAUUCUGUAGUAGAAUGUGAUCAUGUACGAAAAGAAGUUAGUGUACGAACUGGAGGAUUGGCAGAUAAGAGCUCAAGGAAAACAUACACGUUUGAUAUGGUUUUUGGAGCAUCUACUAAACAAAUUGAUGUUUACCGAAGUGUUGUUUGUCCAAUUCUGGAUGAAGUUAUUAUGGGCUAUAAUUGUACUAUUUUUGCAUAUGGCCAAACUGGCACUGGAAAAACCUUUACAAUGGAAGGUGAAAGGUCACCUAAUGAAGAGUAUACUUGGGAGGAGGAUCCCUUGGCUGGUAUAAUUCCACGUACUCUUCAUCAAAUUUUUGAGAAACUUACUGAUAAUGGUACUGAAUUUUCCGUCAAAGUAUCUCUGUUGGAAAUUUAUAAUGAAGAACUUUUUGAUCUCCUUAAUCCAUCUUCUGAUGUUUCUGAGAGACUACAGAUGUUUGAUGAUCCCCGUAACAAGAGAGGAGUGAUAAUCAAAGGUUUGGAAGAAAUUACAGUACACAACAAGGAUGAAGUCUAUCAAAUUUUGGAGAAGGGGGCGGCAAAACGGACAACUGCAGCAACUUUGAUGAAUGCGUACUCUAGUCGUUCCCACUCAGUUUUCUCUGUUACAAUACAUAUGAAAGAAACUACAAUUGAUGGAGAAGAGCUUGUUAAAAUUGGAAAGUUGAACUUGGUUGAUCUUGCAGGAAGUGAAAACAUUGGCCGUUCUGGAGCAGUUGACAAGAGAGCUCGGGAAGCUGGAAAUAUCAAUCAGUCCCUGUUGACUUUGGGAAGGGUUAUUACUGCCCUUGUAGAAAGAACACCUCAUGUUCCUUAUCGAGAAUCUAAACUAACUAGAAUCCUCCAGGAUUCUCUUGGGGGACGUACAAAAACAUCUAUAAUUGCAACAAUUUCUCCUGCGUCUCUCAAUCUUGAGGAAACUCUGAGUACGUUGGAAUAUGCUCAUAGAGCAAAGAACAUAAUGAAUAAGCCUGAAGUUAACCAGAAGCUCACCAAGAAAGCUCUUAUUAAGGAAUAUACAGAAGAGAUAGAGCGUCUGAAACGAGAUCUUGCUGCAGCCCGUGAAAAAAAUGGGGUGUACAUUUCUGAAGAAAAUUAUAGAGCCAUGAGUGGAAAACUAACUGUUCAAGAAGAACAGAUUGUAGAAUUGAUUGAAAAAAUCAGUGCCAUCGAGGAGGAGCUAAGCAGGGUUACAGAAUUGUUUAUGGAUAAUAAAAAUGAACUUAACCAGUGUAAAUCUGACCUGCAAAAUAAGACACAGGAACUUGAAACCACUCAGAAACAUUUACAAGAAACUAAAUUACAGCUUGUUAAAGAAGAAUAUAUCACAUCAGCUUUGGAAAGUACUGAAGAGAAGCUUCAUGACGCUGCCAGCAGGUUGCUUAACACAGUUGAAGAAACUACAAAAGAUGUAUCUGGUCUUCAUUCCAAACUGGAUCGUAAGAAAGCAGUUGAUGAGCACAAUGCAGAAGCUCGAGAUAUUUUUGGCAAAAACCUGAAUAGUCUGUUUAAUAGUAUGGAGGAAUUAAUUAAGGAUGGCAGCUCAAAACAAAAGGCCAUGCUAGAAGUUCACAAGACCUUGUUUGGUAACCUGCUGUCUUCCAGUGUCUCUGCAUUAGAUGCCAUUACUACAGCAGCACUCGGAUCUCUCACGUCUAUUCCAGAAAAUGUGUCUACAUGUGUUUCUCAGAUUUCUAACAUCAUGUUAGAAGAACAAUCAUUAGCAGCAGAAAGUAAAACUGUACUUCAGACAUUGAUUAAUAUACUUAAGACUGAUCUUCUAAGUUCACUGGAAACAGUUUUAUCCCCGACUGUGGUGUCUAUACUGAAAAUCAAUAGCCAGCUAAAGCAUAUUUUCAAGACUUCAUUGACAGUGGCUAAUAAGAUAGAAGAUCAGAAAAAAGAAAUGGAUGGCUUUCUUAGUACAUUGUGUAGCAAUCUACAUGAACUGCAAGAAAAUACAGUAUCUUCCUUGGAUGAGUCACGGAAGCUGUGUGAAAACUUAACUGAAGCCCUGAAGACGUUAAAGGAGAUCCAUUCACAGGAACUUGGCCAGUUAAUCAAUCUUUGGGCAGAGAGGUUCUGUGCUUUGGAGGAAAAGUGUGAAAACAUCCAGAAACCACUUAACAAUGUCCAAGAAAAUACAGAGCAGAAAUCUAAGGGUAUGAUCAGCAAAGCAGCUUUUCAUAAGACAAAAUUUUGUGCUGAUUCUGAUGGCUUGUCACAGGAACUCAGACAUUUUAACCAGGAAGGUACAAAAUUGGCUGAAGAGUCUGUGGAACACUGUGAUAAACUCAGUAGCAACCUUGAAAUAAUAUCUCAAGAGACUGGAGAGAAAUGUGAGGCUCUGAACAGAGGCACACUUUGUUUCUCUGAACAGUGGGUAUCUUGCUUAAAUAAAAGGGAAGAGGAGCUUCAGAACUUAGUGGAGGUUGUAAACCAAGGUUGUGAGGCUUCAAGUUCAGAGAUUACUGAAAAAUUGAGUGGACAUAAAGCAGCUAAUGAGAACCAGCGUAACAUUUUUCUUGGUCAGAUAACUAUUGAUGAAGAAAACUUAAUGGCACAAAGUCUAAAACUUAAUGAAACCAUAAAAGCUGGUUUGACUAAGCUUAAUUGCUUUCUACAACAGGAUCUGAAACUGGAUAUCCCAACAGGUACGACACCACAGAGGAAAAAUUAUUUAUACCCAUCAACACUGGUGAGAACCGAACCGCGUGAACAGCUACUUGAUCAGUUGAAAAGGAAACAGCCUGAGCUGUUAAUGAUGCUAAACGGUUCAGAAAACAACAAAGAAGAGACUAGUCAGGACUUGGAUGAAGAAAAGGCAGUUCUGGGGCACACUAUUGAAGAACCUCUAAGUCAAGAGCUGUCUGUAGAUGCUGGUGUGGUUUGUUCAUCAAGUGGUGGGGUUCCGUUUUUCCAGCAUAAAAAAUCACAUGGAAAAGACAAAGAAAACAGAGGCAUUAAUCCAGUGGAGAGGUCUAAAGUGGACGAGACGACAGAGCAAUCUGUUACAAAGAGCAGAUUCCCAUUACGAGCCCAGAUAAAUCUCUAGUUAACUUGAGGAUUGGUGAUUUUAUUUUUAAGAAAAAUGAAAAAUAAAAUCUAUAACCUUAGAACUUGAGCCUUGUGUACAGAUUAAAAACAAAUAGAAAAUAUCAAGGCAGUACUGUAAAUUUAGUUGAAUUUAAAAUGUCUACCCAUUUUUCUGUCAUCCCUCUAGUUCAUUAUGUAUUCAGUUGGGUUUCAUUUGGGAUUUACAUUGAGUAAAUAUGUAUUUCUAGCUUUUGAUAUAAAAUAGCCCUUUCAUAACAAAUGAAAAAAUACUUUUCUUGUAUUUUACUAAAUAGCUAUAUAGCAGCCGCACUGUUCUUCUAGGCUUGAACUUACAUAGGUCAGUGUCACCAGUGCUUGGUCUUGGGAAGGCCCAGCUCCUUUCUUUUCUUGCUAUGAUUAUGUCUGUAUUUACUUGCCUCCUUCCCUAGACUUUUCCGUUCUGCCUUCUCAGCUCACUUUCUUUUUUAUUUGUCACCCAACCAUUUGUAGAGCUGUGAAAGUGUAUCUGUUCUUACUAUGAGAUAGCCAGAAUUUUACCUAGGAAUCUUUAACACUUUUCUGUGGUUCUCUCUCAAAUUACUGUCAACAAUAAACAUAACCCUAGAAGUAUCCCUUCCUUCAAUAUUUUUGUUUCCCCCUAGAUGAGGCCUAACACAUUAGCCCCCACAGAGUUCAUACAAAGCCAGCUUCUCCAGAGUAUAGAUUGCUAUUACAGGAGAACUACAUACAGCUCUGAUUAAUGGCUCUGUGGCCCCAUUUUGAGGCUUUUGUCUUAUGCAGAAGGUCACAGUGAUUUAAGGGCUUUGUGAUGUUAUUAAUUAUGACCAUAACUUAUAUUCUUUGUUUACCUGAUGAAACUUUGUUGUUCUUUGUAUAUAAUAAAAUAUGUAUAUAUAUUUUUUUCUCUAUUGAAAUCUUAACCCAUAGAAGGGCCCUGACAAUUUUGAUCCUAGCAGUCAAAUUUCUGGAAGUUGAGACUUUUCAGCAUGAAGAACCAGAACACUUAGAAGGAAUUAUAUGCAAAGAAUAAAUUUUGUGCCCAAAUCAAGUUACAUGUAUAAAUUUAGAGAGAUUUGACUUUGAUAGCUAAGUAGAACCAAACCCUGUUGAAGAGUUCGAAAAGGCGCUACUUCGAGGAACUAAAUUUACUUUGCGGAAGUAUUAAUUAUCUUAAUAAAAAUAAUGAUAUAAUUUCUCUGCAAAAUCACUUGUCAACAUAAGCUGUGGAUAAUACCUAAUAAAAUAAACUGCCCUCAGUAACUCCAUGAUUAAUAAAUUUGGUUUCUACAUUAA